GCUAAACAGACACAGCAGGCGAGGCAGAGAGAACAGGGCAGAGAGAUGAGAGCUGUCACUUCACGAAACAAACCAGUCCUCUUUCGCAUAACUCCAUGAACAAACAAGCAAGGCUCAGCAAUCAUUUAGGCUACUGUAGAGGUUUUAUUUUUUCUUCUUCAAAGAGACGAAUAGACCCCCUUUUGGAUCCGUUUACUCUUAAAUACCGUCCAUCCAAACAAACACCUGCUUGAGGAGUUCUUUAUGCUCGGAUGAGCCACUUCACCAAGGGACUAUAAUUCCUACUUCAUGUGAACGAAUAAGUGCCGAUGAUCAUAAUGCUUGCUAGCCCUGUUAUUUCUGCCUCCACCACGCCGUUCUCAGUCAAGGACAUACUGAAGUUGGAGCUUCAGCAGCAGUCUCAGCAGCAGCGGCUCGCCUCACACCUUGGGCCGCCCCAUGAGUGCUCUCACCCCGGGCCGCAGCAGCACGGCUUCGCCAUCCAGUCGCCCCCGUCUUGUAUGCUGGCCGGCAGAGACAGGGACAGUCCCAGCCCCGGGCUCUUGGAGAGAGAGGCGAGGAUGUCCUACCUGAGUAGUCUGACGGUGCAGGAGCGGCUGAUGGAGACGUGUCUUGCCGGGGAGAUAUUCACUUCCCCGGGGCUACAGGGACACUCAGCCGACACCAGCCUGGAAGUUGAGCAGGAGGACAUCGACACCAGUGAGUGGGUGUUCGAUUACCAGCAUACAUAGUAUCCUAACUAUUUGAUUUUAAAAGAAAGUAUUAUAUUCUAUUAUUCUAGCUCUAUUAUGAUUGCUGUAUUCUAGAUUAUCAUGCUCGUUUAUUAAGUCCGAUUACAUGAUAAUACACCCAUAAUACACCCAUUAAUAUAUAUUUUUUAUUCCAUUUAACUAGACAACUUAAGUUUAACGAUUAUUACAAUAUUAGCGCCAUUUAUAGAAAGCGAUAGCUUGUAAAUGUCUCACUUGAAAAAUAUAUUUGUCAUCUACAUGCAGCGCACACCUGUAAAUAAACGAUAAAUAGUUUUGGAGAAAAUAACGCUCCAAACGACAGCAUUUUGACAAAUCGUGCAUGGCCGAAUCACCAGAUAUAAAUAUAUAUGAGCAAUCCAACAUCAUUCGUUUUAAGAAAUAAUUUAAAGAGCCAUGUUGUUUGUCAGAUAAAUGUACCUACUGCACUGAAAUUAACCUUUAGAUAAGACAGAAAUGAUGUUCCGCACACUUGAUUUCCUUUUUAGAAAUUACAAGUAAUAUUGGGCCAAAUGCUUUAAUUAGGCCUAUACGUUGAAUACAACCUAAUUAUUUAAUGUAUUUACUAUUUAGGGUGAUGUCAGCAUUAGUGGGACAUCAAGUGUAGUGGGACAUUUGUGUUUGAGGGUACUGUACUAUGGUAAUUUUGCAACCCAAUCAGAACAAAUGUCAUUGGGUUGUUGCAAAUGUGUUCUCGGCAUGAAAACAUGGUUUUGUUUAGUGUGGUCAGAUUUCUUAGAUGGGGUGACCCGUUGAAACUCCUGAAAAAACGUCAUACAUAUGAAACCUUGAGCUAGAAUGAUAAUUCUGUCCUUCUGUCAAUUACAAUUCAACAAUCUAGCUUUUUAAUAACCAUUCAUGUAAACAGUUAUGAAUGCGUAGCUGCUGGAAGUAGGGGCGCUGAGGGUGCUGCAGCACCCCCUGAAAAAACUGCAUUGAAUGACAGUGGAAGGCAUUAGAGGGACAUUACAAGAGUAUAAAAGAAAGAAAGGAAACACAAUGACAUGAAAAGGAGGAUAGAAAAUAGGCUACAUUUAUGAAAGGGGACAGAAUUUGAAUAUGGGGGAUAGUAGAGGUGUUUCAGGAUCAAGUAAAAGCUGUGCAGACUCCUUUAGUUAGAUUUUCACCAAGAGCUUGGAAUGUCCCCAAUUCAAUUUUCUAAGGGCAUGGAGGGGGGUUCAAUAAAAUAUUAUUGUAUAAAAACAGAGAGUGUGUUAUCUACAAGCCUCUACAAAGGCUUAUUAGUGAGUUCAUAACAAGUGUGAGGUGAAGUGGAACACUAAUGUAUUUUUCUAAUGAGAAAAUAGUAUCCUAGUAAAAAAAUAUCUAAAGUGUCCCACCAACACUGAUAGCCAUGCUUUAGCAAAGGUACGGGUCUGAUGUUGUUUUGGGGUUUUUAGCAUCUCCUGAAUAAUAAAUGAUCAAGUUGUUUCAUCAUAAAAAUGUAGAUAAGACCUUAAUUAAUUAAAAAUAAACAUCACUUGAGUAUGUGUAGACUGAUUUUGAUUGUCUACAUAGUGAUCUACCAAAAAGUGUCCCACUUUUGCAUUUCACCCUAUUUAGACCAGGGAUGUAAAAAAAAUGAAAUAAAAAAAACUCAGUCAGUCUCAAAUUACUGUUGAGCUAACAUAUUUGAGAUUGGUAAAUUAGUCUAGCCAGCUAUCUAAACUUGUAGUAAUCAUGGUUGAAUUACCAACCCGGGGGCCCCCAUUGAUUUUGUUAGUCACUCUCACUCAGAUAUCAUGUUAAAAACUGCAAACAUUUAUCUCCAUACUACAUUUCACUUAGGGCCCCCAAAAGGCUAGGGCCGGCUCUGACUACAUGUGUGGUGGGUAGGGAUGUGGGUAUGCAGACCCGUGAGCCACUGCCACUACUCAUGAUGAGUUCAGAUUUCUUUUUUCUUUGUUGCCCAUCCCUGAUUUAGAUGUUCCCAUUAAGAUGAAUAAAUAGAUUUUAAGUAAAAACCAGUUUCAAGCCACAGACUACAUGAAAACAACAAUAUUUUAACAACAAAUCAUAGGUAGGCCUAUCGAUUUCAUUUUCCCUGAUAGGCUAAAUUGAUAUUCGUGUCAUUGAUUAGUCAAAGACUCCACUCUGCUGGUGUCCAAUGUCUAAAUCAGUGCCUAGAGGAAUUAUGAAAAACAUCAGUAGCCUGCGGACCUCCAGGAUUAGAAUAGCUAUUUUGUAUAGAAUGAAAGAAUGGAUUGAUCUGUCGUCAACUAUGACUAAAAUAUCUCCCCCCUCUCUUUCUCGAGAACCUUGUGGCCUAAUAGGAGUGAGGGACUGCGAGGAGUCCACGCAGGCGCACUCGGACUUGGAGAAACCCCCAAAACAGCAGAGGACCCGGAGGAAACCACGCAUACUCUUUUCCCAGGCGCAGGUGUUCGAGCUCGAGCGGCGCUUCAAGCAGCAGCGUUACCUAUCCACCCCGGACAGGGAACACCUGGCGGACACUCUGAAACUGACCUCCACACAGGUCAAAAUCUGGUUUCAGAACAGGAGGUAUAAGUGUAAACGGCAGCGGCAGGACAAGACCCUAGAGAUGGCCGGACACCCACACCAUCCUCCCCCGCCAAGGAGAGUGGCAGUCCCGGUGCUGGUGCGUGAUGGGAAGCCCUGCCUGGCUGGAUCUCAGAACUAUAAUACAUCCUACACUGUUGGAGUGGGUAGCCCCUAUAGUUAUAAUGGCUACCCGGCAUACAAUAACCCGGUAUAUACUAACACUUACUCAUGCACGUACUCCAGCCUGCCUGCUCUAGCGCCCAGCACUACUGCUAACGCCUUUAUGAAUAUGGGUCUAGGGAACCUGGGAGUGUCGCAGUCUCAGGCCCAAACACCACAGGGAACAGCCUGCCAAGGAACUCUGCAGGGCAUUCGGGCCUGGUAG
Molecule: messenger RNA, 3636 nt
Organism: Coregonus sp. 'balchen'
Lineage: Eukaryota; Metazoa; Chordata; Actinopteri; Salmoniformes; Salmonidae
Source: the annotation of a GenBank genome assembly